Molecule: messenger RNA, 1678 nt
Organism: Myxocyprinus asiaticus (Chinese sucker)
Lineage: Eukaryota; Metazoa; Chordata; Actinopteri; Cypriniformes; Catostomidae
Product: elongation of very long chain fatty acids protein 1-like
Exons: 8
Coding region: 221-1195 (324 amino acids)
Biological process (GO): fatty acid elongation, polyunsaturated fatty acid; fatty acid elongation, saturated fatty acid; fatty acid elongation, monounsaturated fatty acid
Cellular component (GO): endoplasmic reticulum membrane; endoplasmic reticulum
Molecular function (GO): fatty acid elongase activity
Source: RefSeq, a predicted model, not a curated record
AACACACACACACAGAUACUCUGUCUAUUUUUCCUUCCACUUCUCCUGCUCCCCCUCUCUUUCUCUGUCUGUCCCUCUCUUCACUGCCGCUAUCCUGGUUUCUUUCUCUAACAGCUGUGAGAGGCCAAACGCUGAAGUAGAAGAGAAGAGGUGGGUCGCCGGCACUCUUAAAGUAGGCAGGAGUUUAUAAAAGUUAAUUGUGAAGCUGACAUCAGUGAAGAUGCUGGAGACACUGAGAGACAGAGUACUGGAGGUUUAUGAUGGCCUGUUAGCAGGAAGAGACAACCGGUUGAAGGAUUACCCUCUUAUGGAAAGUCCAGUUAAUAUGACUGCUAUUCUGCUUGCUUAUCUUUUCUUUGUACUGUAUGCUGGCCCUAAGCUUAUGGCCAACCGCAAACCUUUCCAUCUGAAAGAAGCCAUGAUCUUCUACAACCUGUCCUUGGUUGCCCUGUCUGUGUACAUUGUAUAUGAGUUCUUGAUGGCGGGGUGGGCCACAGGAUACACGUGGAGAUGUGACCCAUGUGAUUAUUCUGACAGCCCUAAAGGUCUCAGGAUGGUAAACGUAGCCUGGUUAUUCCUGUUCUCAAAAUUCAUUGAACUUAUGGAUACGGUGUUUUUUGUACUGCGUAAGAAACACAGUCAGAUAACUUUCCUGCACAUCUUCCAUCAUUCCUUCAUGCCCUGGACAUGGUGGUGGGGCGUGAGCUAUGCUCCAGGUGGAAUGGGCUCUUUCCAUGCUAUGGUCAACUCUUGUGUCCAUGUGAUCAUGUACUUCUACUAUGGCCUCUCUGCCGCCGGACCCCGCUUCCAGAAAUUCCUCUGGUGGAAGAAAUACAUGACUGCAAUCCAGCUGAUUCAGUUUGUACUGAUAUCCCUUCAUGCAACCCAGUGGUACUUCAUGAAGAGCUGUGACUAUCAGGUGCCUCUGUUCAUUCACCUCAUCUGGAUGUACGGAACCUUCUUCUUCGUGCUAUUCUCUAACUUCUGGUAUCAGGCGUACGUGAAAGGCAAGAGGCUACCAAAGAAUGACCAGCAGCCUGCCCAAAACAGCAAGGCCAAUGGAAGCACAACUCUGGCCAAUGGCUCAAUGGUGGUUUCAAACGGCCACAGCAUGCACCAUGAAAAUGUCUUAAGCAAUGGGAAGAAACACCAUGAGAAUGGUAGCACUCUCAACGGCAAGAUGAAGAAAGCCUGAGCACUUAUGGAUGAGAAGACCCAAAACGGAUGACCAGGAGAACCUGCACUUAUCACAAUGGAGUCCAAAGAGUGUUUUGGGACUGAUUAUUUUCAGAUUUUUUUUUUGAUUUUUUUAUGUACAUUUAAUUAGUACACGGGGAUAUGAGUGAGUUUGAUCCCUGUUUGUAUAUUGUUUUAUCCAUAAGUUAAUCUAAAAGAAAAUAAAUAUGAAGCACAAUGUAUGAAGAGAAGAGGAAGUGUAGUGACUGGUGGCAUCCUCAACUGAUGUUGCUCAUGACGUCAUAGUUCAUCCAAGCAGAAUGAAUUCACAAACGCACACCUGUGCCUUUCAUACUCCCCCAUUAGCAGACACUGUACAGUCAACAUAAGUAAACUUGAAUCACAUCUGUAAAUAUUUUUACCUUAUAAACAAAUGGAAUUGAUGUGGUAAAAAAAAUAUUGAAUUUAGAAUUAAUUUAAAUAAAUUCAAUUUUAAAAUGCA